AUGAAGUUAAUAUAUUUGACUUGUCUGGUUCUGCCGGCAGCUCUCCUAUGUUUCCAGAGCGCAAACACAAUCUUAGCAAGGGCAGAGGAAGAUGAACUUGACGAUGUGGUUGAUAUUGAAGGUGAAGACAACCAGGUGGUUGGUGAAGAUGCACUUGGAGACGACGAUGAGUCAGUAGUGAAAUCAUCACAAGAUGUUGAUACUACGAUACUGUUCACCAAGCCUAUCACUACUUACGGAGAUACUGCUUUUGACCUUCAAGCCGGUUUCCCAGUGGAAUUCUUUGUUGGUUUCACCAACAAAGGUGCUGAGGAUUAUUUGGUAGAAUCCAUGGAGGCCUCAUUCAGAUAUCCCAUGGACUACACAUACUACAUCCAGAACUUCACCGCAUUGCCUUACAAUAAAGAAGUGAAGCCUAAACAAGAAGCCACUUUUGCAUACUCAUUUAUUCCCAACGAAGGAUUUGCAGGCCGACCUUUUGGUUUGAACAUUCAGCUUAACUACAGGGAUGCCAGUGGCAAUUUCUACCAAGAGGCUGUCUACAACCAGACGGUGAACAUAGUAGAGGUGUCGGAGGGUCUGGACGGCGAGACGUUCUUCCUGUACGUGUUCCUGGGCGCGGCCGUGGUACUGGCGCUGGUGUUGGGGCAGCAGGCGCUGGCCACGCUGGCGCGCCGCCGCUCUCCGCGCGCUGCCCCCCGCCCCCUCGAGCGCGGCACGGCCACUGACGUCGACUACGACUGGCUGCCCAAGGAAGUCGUCAACCAGCUCAAAAAAUCCCCCAAAUCGCCUAAACAGUCUCCUCGCCUGAGGAAAGCAAAGAGAUCCGCCGGAGACGACUAA
Arctia plantaginis is the source of this 843-nucleotide messenger RNA. The record is from the annotation of a GenBank genome assembly. NCBI's taxonomy places the organism in Eukaryota, Metazoa, Arthropoda, Insecta, Lepidoptera, Erebidae.